CAGCAGGGAGCAGGCAUGAUCACCAAACACCUUUUCAUAAGAGAACUGCUGGAAUAUAACAGUCUCUUUCUUAGAAGAAACUUGGGGAGGGCGCAGUCCGGAGCUCCUGGAGAGAUGGCCGGGAAAAGUUGGAUAUUUUUCUUUUGUAUCAUCCAAACAAUCUGUUGUCUCAGUGAAAUCAAAUGGUGCACAAUAUCGGAGCCAGAGCUGCAAAAAUGCAGCGAAAUGAAAAAAUACUUUACUCAGUCUCAGAUUGUCCCACCUUUGUCUUGUGUGGCUGGGAAUUCCUCAAUGAACUGUGCCAAAAUGGUAAAGGAUAAUUUGGCAGAUGCAGUAGUUCUUGAUAGUAAUUUCAUAUAUAAAGCUGGAAAACAAUAUAAUUUAAAGCCAGUGGUGGCAGAGGUAUAUGAUCAAGGUAUGGGCACGUCAUACUAUGCUGUGGUUGUUGUCAGGAAGAACUCCACUAUUACAAUAAAUAGUUUGAAAGGCACCAAAUCUUGUCAUACUGGCCUCCAGAAGACUGCUGGAUGGAAUGUGCCUAUUGGCUUGCUUAUUGACAGUGGAAGAAUGUCUGCUGUCGCCUGUGAUAUUCAGAAAGGAGUAGCCAGCUUCUUCUCCAAAAGUUGUGUGCCGGGAGCUAACAAAGCUUUAUAUCCUUCCCUGUGCGAGCUGUGCAAAGGAGAUGGCACUGGUCAAAAUGUGUGUCUCACCAAUGGGACAGAGCUGUACCAAGAUUAUGAUGGGGCUUUUAGGUGUCUGGUUGAAGGUGGAGAUGUGGCUUUUGUAAAACACAGCACAGUGCAUGACAAUUCUGAUGGCUUAAACUCUGCUCCAUGGGCAAGGGAUGUCUUAUCCUCGGAUUACCAGCUGCUGUGUCGGGACGGUACCCGAGCAUCUGUUGGUGAGUGGAGGCGGUGCAACCUAGUCCGGGUCCCUGCUCGAGCUGUUGUGGUCAGACCUGAUGUGGACUCUUCACUUAUUUACAAGACUCUGCAUGAAGGACAGCAAAAAUACAAUGAUUUUAGUGUUGACUUCAAGAUGUUUGACUCUUCUGCCUAUGGUGGUAGGAAUCUAAUCUUCAGAGAUGCCACAACAGAACUCCGACCUAUUUCUAACCAGACUUAUCAAGCCUGGCUUGGUGAUGAAUUUCUGCAAGCAAUGACAGGAAUAGACUGUGAUCCUGACAAACUGCCAAAAUCUUUACGGUGGUGCAGCAUAAAGACAGAGGAGGUCUGGAAGUGUGCAGAUAUGGCCAUGGCAUUUAAAAACAAGACUCUGUACCCAUCAAUCCAAUGCGUCUCUGCUGAAAAUCAUGAAGAAUGCAUGAGAAUGAUUCAGCAAAAAAACAUUGAUGCAGUAACAUUAGACGGAGGUGAUAUCUACACAGCCGGGAAGAUGUAUGGGCUAGUGCCAGCGGCUGCAGAGAGUUAUUCUGUAAAUGAGACAUCUAAUAACUACUAUGUAGUGGCUGUCGUCCGUAAGAACCCUUAUAAUGCCUUCACAAUUCAUGAGCUGAAGGGGAAAAAAUCUUGCCAUACAGAGUACAUGGACACAGCUGGAUGGAAUGUCCCUAUAGGAAUCCUGAAAAGGCAUGGUCUAAUCAGACCAGAGGGUUGUAAUAUUGCCAAAGCUGUAAGUGACUUCUUCACAGAAAGUUGUGUACCGGGCAUGAAGCAAAAGCAGUUUCCAAGCAAUCUCUGCCAGCUCUGUAUAGGUGAUAAAGAUGGUGGAAACAAGUGUGAAAACAAGGCUGAGGAACGAUACUAUGGCCAUACAGGAGCAUUCAGAUGUUUGACAGAAAAAGGAGAUGUGGCAUUUGUGAAACACACAACCGUUUUUGAGAAUUCCGAUGGAAAAAAUCAAGAUGACUGGGCAAAGAAUUUAAAAUCUAGUGAUUUCCAGUUGCUAUGUCCUAAUGGUGCCAGGGCAGAGGUGACUCAGUAUGAAGACUGUAACUGGGCACAUGUCCCUGCUCAAGCAGUUAUGGUUCAUCCAGAUACUAAUAGACAUGCAUUGUUUGGCUUGUUGGAUAAAGCUCAGGAAUAUUAUGGGAGGGACAGUAGCUCUGAAUUUAAAAUGUUUGAUUCUUCAUAUUAUAAUCAAAAAGAUUUGAUCUUCAAGGACUCUACAGAUAAAAUUGUUCCAGUCCAAGAAAAGAAAACAUAUGAUGAGUGGCUAGGUAGAAAUUAUAUUGAAUCUGUAGAGGGUCUUCAGUGUUCAUCCAGUAAUGCAGCGUUAACUACAUUGAACAUUGCCUUACUGCUAAUUAGCACUAUCCUACUGAUUUCGUUUUCUGCAUAACUACCAACUGCUAAGUCAUCAAGAUGUCCUUGGAAAAGUGAUGUAAACAUGUAAAAGUUUUGUUUCUUUUCACUGAAGACUAGAAAGCCUCUACGUAAUGAAUGUACCUUCAGUGUUUAUUCAGUGCCUGAGGACUUGCAAACUCCUUGACCUUACUCCAGUGUCAAUAGCCCAUGAUCUCAGUGUUCCUCUGUCUUUUAAAGAAGAACAAGUCAGAACUCCCUAUUUAUUUUCAGAAUUGUAUAUACACAUUUUGCAGAAGGAAGAUAUACGUUUACAUAUAUUACAUAUUUCUUUAUUGUUUUCUAAAUAUCUAAGUAUUUUGGAUAUAAAUAAUGUGUAGACAAGCCUAACCCAUCUGCUGUUCACUUUAAACCUUCAAAGAUUAGGCAAAUGUUUAACCAAUAUGGGGUUAGAAUGUCAUGCACA
This is a messenger RNA of Nanorana parkeri, 2730 nucleotides long. RefSeq names its product melanotransferrin (gene MELTF). Bases 16 to 2301 code for a protein of 761 amino acids. Gene Ontology annotation, biological process: iron ion transport. The record is from RefSeq and is a predicted model, not a curated record. NCBI's taxonomy places the organism in Eukaryota, Metazoa, Chordata, Amphibia, Anura, Dicroglossidae. Gene Ontology annotation, cellular component: extracellular region; recycling endosome; early endosome. The transcript is spliced from 16 exons.